ACUUCAGAGACCUCCGUUAAAUUGAUAGUGCUCACUUUUGAAAGUCCCUUGGAACUUGUUCUUAAGCAGCUCUUUCACUUAAACAUAUACACACGCACAGAUAUACAAAGAGAGGGAGGCGAAGCAGUGAGCUGGACAGGAUGGGACACGAGGAGAAACCAGACUUCAACCCUCCAGGCGGUCAUGUUGGAAAGUACCAAAUCAUCCGUACGCUGGGUGAAGGUUCGUUCGGUAAGGUGAAGCUGGCGUACCACCUCACCACUGGACAGAAAGUUGCUCUGAAGAUCAUCAACCGGAAGACUUUGGCCAAGUCCGACAUGCAAGGCCGUAUAGAGCGUGAGAUCUCGUACUUGAGGCUGCUGAGACAUCCUCAUAUCAUCAAGCUCUACGACGUUAUCAAGUCUAAGGAUGAGAUCAUCAUGGUGAUCGAGUUUGCCGGGAAGGAGCUGUUCGACUACAUUGUUCAAAAGGGCAAGAUGGAGGAGAAUGAGGCCAGAAGGUUCUUCCAGCAGAUCAUCAGUGCUGUCGAGUACUGCCAUCGUCAUAAGAUUGUUCAUAGAGACUUGAAGCCUGAGAAUUUGUUGCUGGAUGACCAACUCAACGUGAAGAUUGCCGAUUUUGGGCUCUCCAACUUCAUGAGUGACGGUAACUUUUUGAAGACGUCGUGUGGUUCUCCAAACUACGCGGCCCCUGAGGUUAUCAGUGGUAAAUUGUACGCAGGCCCGGAGGUUGACGUUUGGUCGUGUGGUGUCAUCCUAUACGUCAUGCUCUGUGGAAGAUUGCCGUUUGACGAUGAGUUCAUCCCAGCGUUGUUCAAGAAGAUCUCGAACGGUGUCUACACGAUUCCAAACUACUUGAGUCCGGGUGCAAAGAACCUGCUCACCAGGAUGCUCGUGGUGAACCCGUUGAACAGAAUCACCAUCCAUGAAAUCAUGCAAGAUGAAUGGUUCCUGACCGACAUUGCCGAUUACCUCUUGCCUAACGAUGUUCAGAAGAAAUACGCUGAGAUUGAUGAAAACGCUGUGAAUACCCUUGUCCGCACGAUGGGCUACGACAGGGAGGAGAUCUUGGACACGUUACGUAAGAACACCCAGAAUGAGAUCAUGGAUGGAUAUCUCUUGAUCAAGGAGAACAAGAUGUUGCUCGACGACAUCAAGAAACAGCAAAACGGCCAAGACAGUGAUAAGCUGGAUGCCUUCUUGUCACAGUCUCCACCAUCUGAGUACGAACACAGAGAGCAUGAAAGCAAGAGAUUGAAGGAGGAGAUCACAUACCAAGCGUUAUCGCCUUCUUUGGGUAACAAAGACUCACAGAGUACCAUUGCAAUUCUGCCAACGUCUUUACCCCAGAUACACAGGGCCAACAUGGCGCAGUACGGCUCCGAAUCGGCUGCUAAGAUCAACCCUAUAAGCACCAAGAAGUCCAAGACUCGCUGGCACUUUGGUAUCAGAUCCAGAUCGUACCCACUGGACGUUAUGGGCGAGAUCUACAGGGCAUUGAAGAACCUGGGAGCCGAGUGGACCAAGCCCAAGGAAGAUGAACUUUGGACCAUCCGUGUGCGUUGGAAGUACUCUCCAAACACUGUUGAAGGCGAGGACCCGGCAGCACAGAUCCCAGACAUGAUGAGAAUGAUCAUACAGCUCUUCCAAUUGGAGCCAAACAACUACUUGGUUGAUUUCAAGUUCGAUGGCUGGGAAAACAGCGACGGAAGUGUCAACGCCAAAUUCGACGCCAGUAAGGACGAUGAAAUCAGCUCCUUCAGUGCCUAUCCGUUCCUACACCUUGCCACGCGACUCAUCAUGGAACUUGCUGUGAAUUCACAAGGUGGUUAGGAGCUGUCUCGUUACGUAAUGAAUGCCUUUACCGUGAAAUCUGUGUAGAGAACAACGGCCACUGCGACGCGUUGUGUGAAAUUUUUCACUUUUCCCUGCGCACACGCGUCU
Messenger RNA from Williopsis jadinii, 1943 nucleotides. It is a transcript of the gene SNF1, whose product is annotated as AMP-activated serine/threonine-protein kinase catalytic subunit SNF1. Gene Ontology annotation, cellular component: cytoplasm. Gene Ontology annotation, molecular function: ATP binding; protein serine/threonine kinase activity. Gene Ontology annotation, biological process: protein phosphorylation; intracellular signal transduction. Lineage: Eukaryota; Fungi; Ascomycota; Saccharomycetes; Phaffomycetales; Wickerhamomycetaceae. The record is from RefSeq and is a predicted model, not a curated record. The coding region runs from base 141 to 1832 and encodes 563 amino acids. The transcript has a single exon.